GAAAAUAGUAACAAAAAAAAAAUUGAAGUAAAAGAAAAAUAAGUAAAAAAAUAUAAAAUAAUUGCUGGUGCUAUUGUUAUUAUCGCGUGUCUGCAAUCGUUAGACUCGUGCUAUUACCACGUGGUAGAUUGAGUGAGGAAGGGGAAGAUCAAACGACUCCUCUCAUCGGCUUGAAAAUUAAUUCAGCCGUUUUCACCAGCGUAUUGUGUAAGAUUUCGUCAUCAAAUUUAUGAUCGAUCUACGCUAUCGAGAAUUAGCUAGUGAAUUAUUAGCAGCUGUAUAAAGAAAUAUAAAUAUCUCUGGAUUGUUGAGAGAAGAUACUUGGCAUUUAUAUAUAAAGGUAUGCACACACAAUAAAAUCCGCCAGACGAUUUCCGUUUUACUAACACUGGAAAACAUGGUAUUCUAUACACCAUGGCGGAUUUAAUCUUAGCAAAUUAAUUCCAUUUUCUCGGAACAUCGUGCAUUCUCUCUGUUUCGUCCUUCAUCAGUUCAGUGUAAUAAAAAUUGGUGGUGUUUGGAUUAAACCAACUUGCUUCCAUGUUUAUGAUACAUCUGAAACAAAAGAAAAGUUUAAGCUGCACGUAGUUUUCGUAACAGAAGAUUUUUUGGGUGGCGUGAAGCCUCGUGAAUAAAGUUAGGAUUCAAGCCGACUAAAUGCGAGUUUAAAAUGUUGCGACAGACGUGCGGAGUGAAUCCAUUACUAAUACUCAGCUUGAACAUGCCAUAUCAUUUGAAGUCUUUGGCGGCUGAUAUAAAGAGCGGCGCAUAGGAUAAGUGAACAAGAAGUGGUGGCAUUGAAGAAUCAUCAAGGAAAAAACUUAACUGAUCAAUGGAAUAAUUUACAAGAUCGCGAAAAAAAUUAUAUCCUGGAGAUAAUCAACAGCCUACGUAUGUUGGACUUUAAUGUGAGAAUUGAAAAAAGGAAGAAGCGGUCGUACACCGCGGAGUUGGACCAGUAAAAUAGAGUAACAAACAAAUAUUUUUUUUCGUGACACGUCGUCGGUGGGCUCUUAAGGCCCACCCAUAUCAUUGGUCAAGCUGGCGAGCGCUUUAACCGCUGGGAUGAACCCCCACCAUCCGGGCCACUCAGCAGCUUAUCCUCAUCAUCCCUCGCUGUCGAGUAGUCCGCAUCACCCUGGUGCUGGGGGACCUCAUCACGGAGGAUACACAACGCCUACUGGCAAUUCAAGUGGAGGUGCAGGUGGUGCUAGCAGCGGUGGAGGAAGCAACAGCACAUCUACACCAGACUUGCCUAGUCCUCAUUCACCACCGAGUCAUUCAGGCCAAACUGAUCCCGGUACACCUUACGGUUCCAUGUCAGGUACUCCUGGCAUGGGCACUAAUGGACAUCAUCACGGAAGUGGUGGAAUGAUGGGUGACAAUCCCCAUCAUUCGGUUCAUACACAUCCACAUUUACCAGGCCACCCGGCUUACCCUCCUGUCAAUCAUAACAACAACUGCACCUUGAAGCAAGAAGGCGGACCGCCAGGAUCAACGAGUAUCCAAACUUGUGCGGGCUGCGGUGGUAGGAUAGUAGAAAGAUUUCUGUUGCACGCUUUGGAUCGUUAUUGGCACAACAGUUGUCUCAAGUGUCAUUAUUGCCAGUCACCCCUUGCGGACAUGGGCACAUCGUGCUUCACUAAACAUGGAUUGAUCCUCUGCAAGCAUGACUACACGAGGUUGUAUGGCAAUAGUGGCGCGUGCUCAGGCUGUGGUCAAGUGAUACCGGCGAACGAGUUUGUCACGAGAGCGGGUGGAGCAGUGUUUCACAUCAAAUGUUUUUCGUGCAGUAAAUGCGGUUCAACACUGGUAGCUGGUGACAAAUACUGUCUGCUGUCGGGUUCUCCAGUGUGCGAGUCAGACUGGCAUAAAAUGGUAAAGUCAUCGAGUGUCGCAGCAGCAGCUGCAGCUGUUACUGGAAACGGUGGAGCGCCAGUGCGGAAGGCCAAGGUCGGUCGACCAAGGCGGAGCCGUGAAUGAGGUGGCAACCCGGUCGGUCGUCCGAAGAAGGUUCAACCCACGACGCUUGUCGCGUCACCAGUCGCCCCGUCCUCAUCAUCGGUCCAAGUCUCACCUUCGAGUGUCUUGCAACCGAGUCAAGUUGACGUUGUAGACGUGGGCGUCGGAGGGGAUCCCUAUUCGCCGCCGCCACCGGGUCAUCAGCACUACCAUCAACAGAUGGGACUAGGCCCGCUUGGGUUAACUCAUCAGCAGCCGCAACAUCUCCAGCAACAACCGUCCUACCAGGAGUGGAUACCUUGGGGUGAACCAUGCGGCUGAAUGUUGAACUCUCAAGACAUUCACGUGACAAUCAUCCUUCAGACUAGGAGACUGUCGAACUUUAUGUGUGACGAGAGUGACAGUGAUGAUUAAGGACCAAAGCAUUCUGAGUGAAGCGUGGUUGGAGGUAAUGGUAGGCAAUUACGAGAGAAAAGUUGUGGAACUCUUUGGGAAAUAUAUCAAGAGAUGCCAUAAUUCAAGAUCUCCAAAGUGAUCUUUCAUCAAUGCGGAUUCUAGGAUGUGUUACAGAUUGCUUGUAUGUCUACAGAUUUAGGGGAAAACUGAAAUAAGAUCCCGCCAAUUAUCAAGUGAAUGUCAAAGAGUACUUAUAUAUUUUUACUUGAAGUUUGUGCACGCGAUUAGACAUUGAAAAGCACUUGUGAAAAACUCGAUCAUACAAUAAAAUAAAUUAUAAAUAAAUAAAUAAAUAAAUAAAAUAAAUUAACGAAGAAUACGCGAAAUCUUUGAUCUUGGUUUGUGAGAAAUAGACUUAAAUGGAAGUACCUUCAUAAGAUUGCUCAAUAAAGAGGAUAAUGAUAUCUUCUUAGAAAUGUUUGCUCAUUUUCUUCAUAAAUAAGAUCAAUCUCAUUAAAACAAAAAAUAAUAAACAAGCUCAAGGUUUUCCAUGGCGACACAAUUAACACUGAGUCUUUGUCUCUCGGACUUGAUUGUAAUUUUGAUUGCAACAAGUGGAGAAUAAUUCGAUGCAUGUUAACGAGUAUGAAUAGCCAUCAGGUAGGACCAGGUGCGGAAAUACAAAAUGGCUCGAAUGAUUAUCAUUCCAAAUUAGGAGACCGGCAGGUGGUUGAGACCUUUCUAAAAUCGAGUAUCGUGAAUCGGAAAUAAGGGACAGAAACAACGAAUAAAAGAAAGGACUAAAUAAAAUGUAUUAAAUAAAAUAUAAGGGGAAAGAAGUCAGUGGAAUAAAAAACGAGAAUUGUGGGCUCUUAGAAAAUUAUUUUUCUUUCAAAAUCAUCGGUCCUUUCGCCUCGACAAGCGCCAAGAGGAACGCCUAAGUUCGUUAGACGGCUUUUGUUUCCAACACCCGAGAUUAUGGUUAACGGUUACACUUUUACAGAACCCCAUCAAACUGCUAGAGUCACUGUGUACUUGCAUUCGUUUAUUUUCCCUUGUGAAUAAGAAAUCAUCAUAAGAGAUUCAUCUGCAGCAAAAGUCAGCUUAAACUCUUAAUAUUUCCUUGCCGGUGGUCUCGUUACGCCAACUUCUACUGUGUAACCUUGCCUUUAAUUCAUCACAAUCCAACAUUGACUUUAAUUAUUUUCCGGAUUAUUAUAUGGUCGUUUGAAGUAAUAAAUGGAUAGUAUCUAACAAAUGUACUUGGUAUAUGUUUUCCUUUAAUUGUAUUCAAUGAAGAAGAUACGAAUUGCAAGCAAUAAUUAUUGAUAAUCAAUUUCUUGAAGAUCAGGAUUUCCGCGUGCGAUAUAUAUUUAUUCAGAGUUUUAACAGUCAAUUGAAAUGCAACAAAUACAUAACUAUUAAAAAUGAAAAUGAUCUCGAUAAGAUACAAUGAAAAUACUGUAUCCAUGACACAAAAGGGACUUAAUCAUCGCCACUUAAAUCUAAUCUAAUGAUUUUUUUUCGGUGGAACCUAACGAUGAUAAAGUCCCGAACAAAUACUUAAUUUCUCAGAAGAACAGGGUUACAAUUUACGAUAAAUGUAACAUAAAUGUGUUAUCUUCAUGCGAUACGAUACUAAAUGUACUACUGUGCUUGAAUCUAAUGUCGAUGCGAUUAAAUGAUAUCAAUAUCUGCUGAUAACCAAGUCAGAUCUUUUAUUUAUUAUUUUAAAGAAAUUACAUACUGAUGAUCCAUAAUAUUUAUAAUGAUAAUAAACUGAUUCAAAUCAUUAUCCAUAGCAUCGACAAAUUUUUAAUGCUCAGUAAUGAAUGAAAAAUAUAUAAAUCUUGGAUGUAAAAAAUUUCAUUAUGCAACUAAUUGUUGUAUCUCUUGUUCUGUUCUUUAGCGAACUUUUGUCUCCAAUUGUUCCGCAAAUACUGUUAACAAAUUAUGUAAGAAUAGAGGUGAUGAUAGUCGAAACUCUGAGCUGGCUACUGAAUUAUCAGGUCUCUUUUUAUAGUCAUUAUCACCCGGACAUGACUUGACUGAUCAUAAGAGCUGAUGCCAGACCUGAUUAAGAUGAAGACCUCGAGGAGUGAAUUGAUGAAAGAACAAAGCUAGCUAGCAAGAAUGUGUAAUUUAAACUUGUAUAUAGGUACAUUUUGUAAAUUGUUAAAAAUUUGUGUGAUAUAAAUGGUUAUUUACUAAUGCGGUGAUACCUAAAAAAACGAUUCAUCGGCGGCUAAAUAGCCGGGGUUUAGCCACGAUGACACGAUUAAAUGGUUCAAUGAUUGUCAAGGCAACACCAUAAAUCAAGAAAAGACAAAAAAAACCUUAUUAUCAACAUUAAAAAUAUUUUUUAAUAUCAUAAGCUAUUUGUUGAGUUAAUGAUUUGUUUAAAAAUAUUUACCAUUCUUUUCCAACUAUUUGUUGUAACUUGGCAACAUUGAACAAGGUUCCUGACCGCGCGAUAUCCUCGGAGAAGUCGUUUCGAAUAAAGAUAUUAAUCUAGAAAAAUAAUCAUUAAAAUACUCGAAAUUAUCAUGAAAAUAAAAAAACCAAAUAAUUGAAUAUUAAAUUGAACAUAUUUAUUUGAUGCAUAUUCAAUGAUAACAAUGAUUAAUCUUAUUCGAAACGCCUGAAGAAUGAAAUAUUCUGACCGAUGAUGUUAUGAAUUGUGGAAAAACGCGCACGGUCAAUGAAAAAUCGAUCUAUUCGCGUUUAGUUAAUUUUGUUAUUUGAUUUAUCUCAACUUUUAUGCCGCCUAUUGGAUCUCUAGUCGAUCCUGGGCAAUUGUAAGAUACUAUGGCACAUACGUUUAUUAAUUAAUUAAUAAAAAAAAUACAAGUUUCUAGAAAA
This is a messenger RNA of Chelonus insularis, 5220 nucleotides long. Its product is annotated as LIM/homeobox protein Lhx2. The record is from RefSeq and is a predicted model, not a curated record. Lineage: Eukaryota; Metazoa; Arthropoda; Insecta; Hymenoptera; Braconidae. The transcript is spliced from 11 exons. Bases 1066 to 1983 code for a protein of 305 amino acids.